AUGAACAUUGAAUUGAUUUUUUUUUUGAAAGUUCCUGCGAUUGUCCAUCUUGGGAAUAACAAAGUCUCUCCUGGUCAGGCCGCCACAUUCAACUGCACUGUCAAUGCUAGACCACCUCCCAGAGAUGAUGAAAUUCAACUCUUUGGACCUCAGGGAAAAAACAUAACUUCUAUUCCGUUAAGAGUACUGGAGUCAUCUGCAUCACCAACAACAAAACAUUUCUACGUAAGUUUCUAAUUAUAAAGAACAUAAUAUACCUUUGUUUUCAAAUUGUAAUGUAUUAUCAAAGUCAUGUUAACGUAUUAAAACUGUACAAUAAUAACAGUAUAAAGCUAACAUAUGAUUCGAAUAAGCAAUUACGUUUACUGAAUGUUUAUCAUAAGAAUAUUAUGAUUACCUUAAUAUAAGUACACAAUUAUUUUUUUGUUUUGAAAAUUAUUACAAAUGUGUUGAAUGAUUAAUAUAUUUAGUGUUUUUUCAAAAUUUAUUUUAAUUUCACGAAAUACACUUUCCACUAAGAGGAUUGAAUAAUGUAUCAUUACGAUAUCGAAAGUAGCUUGAAGAGCUUUCAUGAUCAUCAGGCCCAUUUCCUAGUGUGCAUGACCCUAACAAUGAAGUAUUCGGUCAAAUACCGAGAAAUACGCCAACGUUCGUGGUUGUAUGCCACGAAGACUCAAUUAUAACGAAGCACGAAGGGGCCCGUUGAGGAUCAACUUGAAGUUGACAGUAAUCCCCCCCCCCCACGCCUUUCUGAACGCUACAGCAAGUGCACACACAUAGUUUGCAAUUAUGCAGCAUGUUUCUCGAUAUGUGACUUUAAAAUAUUGAAAUUCGAAGACAUUUUUUUUUAAUCCUAACUUCAGGUAGACGAUAUUCAAGAAAACGAGCAGUACACAUGUUUUGUACAGACAACAUUCGGCAAUGACAGUUUAACGCAUGUUGCUGCUUUGUUU
Messenger RNA from Lymnaea stagnalis (great pond snail), 953 nucleotides. The record is from the annotation of a GenBank genome assembly. Lineage: Eukaryota; Metazoa; Mollusca; Gastropoda; Lymnaeidae.